AUGGAAGUUCAGAAACAUGAAAGUCAGGGAAGGCCUAACUUGUUUGACCUGGACCGAUGGCUCUCAGAACCUGUUAGAGCAAGACAACACCUGGUGUAUGAGGAACCAGUUAAAUGUCCGCCACCUAACAGGCGUAAACCACCAAAACAAGAUCGACCCAUGAAUUCGUCUACACUGCACAUCAAGGGCGACCCACAGCCAAAGGGAGAUGAACCCACAAAUAAAAAACCAAAGUCACCAGCCUGCCUACGCUGUAAUCAAGCUCACCCACUUUACAGAUGUAAUGAAUUUAAAAGAAAGUCUGUACCUGAGCGCUAUGAGAUGAACGUGAACACCUCAGCCACCGCCUAGUCAGGACCAACAAACUUAGCCCCCGCUGACUCCGGGGAACGCCCUGCGUUAUGUGGCAACCACCAACUCCCUCGCAGCAAAUGAGAGAGUGGUUUAUUUCCAAGUUGUCCCGGUCCAAAUACAAGGUGAAAACAGGGUGGCCACGAUCGAAACGUUUGCUAUUCUGGAUGACGGCAGCUCAGACACCUUGAUAAGAAGAGACAUCGCCGACAAGCUGAAUCUCGAAGGACCGGAGCGACUACUUUGCCUGGGAAACAUUGAAAAUAAUGGAACUCCGCAGAGCUCUAGAGCAGUGAAUCUUCUUGUGACAGCGACCGGGAAACAAGCUGUAGACACGCCUGUUCGCAACCAUCCUGUGUGGACAGUUCCCAAAUUAAAUGUCCCUCCACAGAGACUUGUCAAGGAAAACGUUAGAAGAACCUGGAAACACCUUGAAGAUUUAGACAUCCCGGCUGUGUUUUCUGAUGAGAUAGGCCUACUUAUUUGA
Molecule: messenger RNA, 838 nt
Organism: Porites lobata
Lineage: Eukaryota; Metazoa; Cnidaria; Anthozoa; Scleractinia; Poritidae
Source: the annotation of a GenBank genome assembly